Messenger RNA from Aspergillus alliaceus, 1458 nucleotides. Its product is annotated as amino acid permease. Gene Ontology annotation, cellular component: membrane. The transcript has 11 exons. Gene Ontology annotation, biological process: transmembrane transport. Gene Ontology annotation, molecular function: transmembrane transporter activity. The record is from RefSeq and is a predicted model, not a curated record. Lineage: Eukaryota; Fungi; Ascomycota; Eurotiomycetes; Eurotiales; Aspergillaceae. The coding region runs from base 1 to 1398 and encodes 465 amino acids.
AUGCAGGAUGGCCAUCUUGCACAAACUGACUGUACACCCGUGGGUCCUUCACAAACGGACUACCAGGGGCAUGAAUUGUUUUAUAUAUAUCGAGAGAAUAGAAGGAUAUUUGUUUCGGUACACCGUCGUAGCUAUUCGCUGUUUGAGAAUUUCUCUACUUCCUUCGCGGCAACGAGCUAUGCCAUCACCUGCGUUUUCACAUUUAUUACAGCGGCGGUCAUUGCGGAGGUAUGUUCAGCAGCGUCUUCAGCAGGCUCCAUUUAUCUCUGGGCGACAGAGGCAGGAGGUCCUAGAUUCGGUCGACUCUUUGGCAACACGCAAACUGCCGUGAACUAUAUGUUAUCGGAAUUGAGCGUUUUCAAGGUCAACUUCCCUACCGACGCAUCAAGCGUGAACUUCCGCGCUGUUCAAUGGAUUUGCACGGAGGUCCUUCUGGGGUUGGCGGCCUGGAUAAACCUUGCCUCACCCCGCAUCUUCAGAUACGUCUUCUGGCUCUCUACGGGAGCUGUAUUCUUAGACUUCAUCCUGAAUUUAAUCUGGCUUCCUGUCGGCGCACAUACGCCGGCAGGCUGGAACUGGUGUCUUUCCUAUCUAGCAACAGCUGGUAUCCUAGUUGGAUUUGAUGCUUCCGGUCACGUCGCCGAGGAAACUAAAGAUGCCUCUGUUAACGCGGCUAAAGGGAUUUUCUGGAGUACGGUUGUUAGUGGUGUGUUUGGGUUUGCCGCAGUGAUCCUCUUCUUGUUCACAUCAUCCCCAAUUGAUAUUCUGUUUUCAUACGAUGCCCCGCAGCCAUUUGUGCCCCUAUACGCCGCGGUACUUGGCCGUGGCGGACAUAUUGUUAUGAACGUUCUUGCUGUCCUGGCAUUACGGCUGAACACCGCGAUAACAAUAACAGCGGCCUCUCGCCUCGUAUUCGCUGUAGCUCGUGAUGGAGUACUCCCCUUCGCCCAAUGGGUCUCCCGAGUAUCUGAAGACGGACAGCCUUGCAAUGCCAUUCUCGUCGUCUGGGGCGUCUCCGCAAUUGUCACGUGCACUAUUCUGCCCUCUGCCGUGGCAUUCACAUCGUUGGUCUCAGCUGCUGGUGUACCAUCAGCCGCAGCCUACGGUCUCGUCAGCCUAGGCAGACUGGUAUUAACGCCAUCAGAACCUCUCGAGGCGAAGUGGUCUCUCGGACGGCUAAGCAAGCCGUUUCAGUUCAUUGCGGUUAUAUGGAAUGGCUGGGUUGUUGCGGUGCUUUUCUCGCCAUAUGAGUUUCCUGUCACAGCUUCUACAUUGAAUUAUGCACCGAUAAUCAUGGGAAUUGUGACGAUAUUUGCCCUCGUUACUUGGCUUGUUAUGCCCACUACUGCUUGGCUACCACAGGAGCGUAUUAGGCAUGAGGUUAGGUAUGUAGGGUAAAGGGUAGGGGAUUUUCGCUGCAUGGACCAUUGCGUGGGCUGUCUAGGCAGGGGAUUAAAU